AUGGGCGACGGAGUGAUCGCUGCACAGGUGUGCUGGAAUUGUAAGAAUGGCAAGAGGAAGUGCAGCAAAGACUUGCCUGCUUGUGCACGAUGUGCAAAGCUAUUAUUGAAGUGCGAUUAUGAGUAUAGUGCGUCUGAUCUGAACCCUCCAAAGACAACAGUACAGUCGCCGGCCUCUUCCGUUGAGGGCUCGAGUCUUCCUCAGCUUCAGACUGCCGCCAAACUGACGUAUGCCUUGUCGGACGGAUGCCCGCGAUCGAUGAAAUUGGAAGCGUCGAUCCCGACUCAGGUUCUUAACAUUAUCAUUUCCAAUGGAGAUGGCGUCCCAUCUGUGACAUCCACCUAUUUUCGGACCAUUGAUGUCUGGUUACCUGUCAUUGACUCCGAGGCCUGCGUGAAGCGACUCGAAACAAUUACCCAAGAUAACAAUGUGGAGCUUUCCUCACUCCUCCUCGCCAUGUUCUUAGUAACUCGACCCCCGGGAAACAACAGCAGCUUCAGAGAAAUGCAGACCCCACUCUACUAUGAAACGAAAACUCUCUACUCGUUUAUUGUGUCUUCGGGGAGAUCGACAAAGGAAGUCAUCCAAGCGGGACUCCUCAUUUCGCUGUAUGAGAUUGGGCAUGGUAUGACCGAGGCUGCUCAGGUCACGAUUUCCAUUUGUUCAAGAAUGGCAAUGAAAAUGAAAGCUGUGCAGUAUCGGAACUCUUCGCGCAAUAUCCAGAACACUGAAUUCGGGAGAUUGUGGUGGGGAAUUGUCACUCUGGACAGAUACUUGAAUCAGGAUCUUUCUCCCGAUGAGAUCCAUCUCUUGGUUGGGAGUUGGAGUGAUGCCGCCCCAGCAAUGGAAUUGCCAGUAGAUGAAGAAGCACAAUCUGGACUUCCGCCACCCAUAUCGAUGCGCACCACAUCUGGCAUUUCAGCCUCGAAUCAACCAACUACUCGGCUAGGACCUUUCUGUAGGGCUGCAGAAGCUGGACAUCUCCUCGGACAGGUACUAGACCUCAUUGCACAUUCGUCUUACACUCGGGAAAUGGAUUUCGAAAAGUAUCGAGCUCUCGAUCAUGCCAUGCAGUCAUUCGCCAUGGUACUUGUCCAGCAAGCCAUAAAUGGUUGGGAAGAAUGUUGUGCCGCUAUUGGUCUUGUCCUAAGUGCUAUGGUAUUACUCCACGAAAAGACUUGGAACUUGAUGGAUGAAUCACCUGGAUACAAUGCUCGCAAAGAAGCUGCUGGAAUGGCACUUGCUUCAGCAAUUAGAAUGACGAUCGACAUAUCGCGAAGAUUUCACAUGGAUCUCGCUUUCAUCGACCUUCCGGCCCUCCCUCUGCCAGCAACAUAUGCUGUAUACAGAUCAACGUUGCUGUACAUAAAGUUCUCGGGUGAUGAGUUCCAAAGUCCGGAAUGGUCAACGAAUAUGGACAGUCUCAAGAGUACCCUGGGUCAUUUCGGCAAACGAUGGAAUGUUGGUAAACAUUACCUUGACUUGAUCGACAUCGCCAUAUCAAAUGAAGCUCAUGCGCGGGCCCGAUCCGGCAGUCGAGGCUCACUGGAUGGCCAAAUACAGAUGAUGAAAAUGGAGAUUGGCGACUAA
Messenger RNA from Cadophora gregata, 1590 nucleotides. RefSeq lists its product as uncharacterized. Gene Ontology annotation, biological process: regulation of DNA-templated transcription. The coding region runs from base 1 to 1590 and encodes 529 amino acids. The record is from RefSeq and is a predicted model, not a curated record. The transcript is spliced from 5 exons. Gene Ontology annotation, cellular component: nucleus. Gene Ontology annotation, molecular function: DNA-binding transcription factor activity, RNA polymerase II-specific; zinc ion binding. NCBI's taxonomy places the organism in Eukaryota, Fungi, Ascomycota, Leotiomycetes, Helotiales, Ploettnerulaceae.